AUGGCCUCUACAACACCGCAACCCAUCAAAAUGGCCAUCCUGGACGACUACCAAAACCUCUCCGCCCCCUACUUCGCCAACUUCCACCCAACCGAGCUCCAAAUCGACACCUUCCCCGACACCCUCCCCCCCAGCGCCACCGACGCCCUCAUCGCCCGCCUCAAACCCUACACCAUCAUCUCCACCAUGCGCCAACGCACCCCCUUCCCCGCCCCCCUCAUCGCCUCCCUCCCCAACCUCCGCCUCCUCCUCACCACCGGCCUCCGCAACAACAGCCUCGACCUCCCCGCCUUCGCCGCCGCCUCUAUCCCCGUCGCCGGCACCCCCUCCGACAUCCCCACCGCGCCCUCCCCCACCUCCACCCCUCCCCCCCUCCGCACCGGCUUCAGCAAAACGACCCAACACACCUGGGCCCUCAUCCUCGCCCUCACCAGCAACAUCCCGCGCGACGACCACAACCUCAAACUCACCUCCUCCCCCUCGCCCUGGCAAUCCUCCCCCCCUCUCAACACCUUCCUCGCCGACCGCACCUUCGCCGUCCUCGGCCUCGGCAAACUCGGCGUCGCCGCCGCCCGCACCGCCAUCCUCGGCUUCGGGAUGCGCGUCGUCGCCUGGAGCGCGUCGCUAACGCAAGACGGCGCCGACGCGCUCGCCGUCGCCGCCGGAUUGUGGGCGGGGGCAUUCGAGUGUGUGGAUACGAAAGAAGAGGCGUGUCGCCGCGCGGACGUGUUGAGCCUGCACUACGUGCUGUCGGGGCGGUCGGCGGGGAUGGUGGGGCGGAAGGAGCUGGGGUGCAUGAAGCGCGGGGCGGUGUUGGUGAAUACGGCGAGGGCGGGGCUGGUGGACGAGGAGGCGUUGUGGGAGUGUUUGGUGGGGGGGAGGAUUGCGGGGGCGGCGUUGGAUGUGUGGUGGGAGGAGCCGAUGGGGGAGGGGAGUAGGUGGAGGAGGGAGCCGUGGGGGGAGGGGGGGAGGGGGAGGUUGGUGGGCACGCCGCAUAUGGGGUAUAUGUUUGAGGAGACGCUGGAUCUGUGGUGGAGGGAGACGGCGGCGAAUGUGAGGAGGUGGCUGGAUGGGGAGGAGUUGGCGCACAGGUUGGUGUGA
This is a messenger RNA of Diplodia corticola, 1101 nucleotides long. Its product is annotated as d-isomer-specific 2-hydroxyacid dehydrogenase family protein. NCBI's taxonomy places the organism in Eukaryota, Fungi, Ascomycota, Dothideomycetes, Botryosphaeriales, Botryosphaeriaceae. The transcript has a single exon. Gene Ontology annotation, molecular function: oxidoreductase activity, acting on the CH-OH group of donors, NAD or NADP as acceptor; NAD binding. The record is from RefSeq and is a predicted model, not a curated record. The coding region runs from base 1 to 1101 and encodes 366 amino acids.